Chironomus riparius is the source of this 5692-nucleotide messenger RNA. The record is from the annotation of a GenBank genome assembly. Lineage: Eukaryota; Metazoa; Arthropoda; Insecta; Diptera; Chironomidae.
AUCGCAGUGAAACAACAUCAGAAAAUAAAAUAGCAAAAAAUAAAAGAAUCAGUUCAGAAACAACAACGUCGGUUUGUAGAGUAAAUCGUGCGCGCAAGAGUGAAGUGAAAAAAUUUUCUUUUUUUCAUUUUUUGUGAACCUUUUUUUUGUAUAAUUUUUUUGGAAAUGGAAAAAAUGCCAUUUUUUGAAUGAAUUUAUCGACAAUUUCUAGAUUAAAUGUGUGAUUAUUGUGUAUUGAUAAGGCAUAAAUUGAUAAAGUGAGUGGAAAGUCAAUAGAAAGUGGUGAAAAAUUGUGGAAUUUUCCAACAAAGAGAAAAAAAAAAUAAUAAAUAAUCGGAAUCAGUGAAGUGUAAACUCAUGGAAGAAUAAAAAUAAGUUUUUUGUGAGAAAAUAAUCAAAAAAAAUUUUUGCACUUAAAAAUGUCAGAUUUUGUAUAACUGUUAUAAAGACUGUAAAGUUAAGUGUUUGAUGAGAAUUAAUACCGUGAAUGUCUGAAUUAAGAACAGAAAAAAUUUGUGAAUUUAAUUGUCACCCAAAAAAAUCCUCUCGAAUUCAAUUAAUUUGAAAAAAGAAGUCCCAUCAACAUCAUCCUUAUUCUCAUUUCCAUUUUUUAAAUUCAAUAAAAUAUUAAAAAAAUUAAAAUUAUGGGUGAACGCGACAUGGUGAUUGCAAAUGCAGCUGCUCAAGCUGCAACAUGUCUGCAAAUAUCAAGAAAUUUAACCCCUCCACCAUCCGGAACAUCCUCAACACCAUCACCAGUUCCAAAUCAAUCUGCAUCGUCAUCAAAUGGAUCAGGACAUGAUUCAUUGAAAGCAUUGAAUUUACAACAAAAUGGAACAACGAUGACGUCGCCAAUAAAUGCUAGUAAUUUAACAGGCGGUAAUAACGCAUCCAAGAGUAAAGUGCCAAUUCGUGUUGGCUUCUAUGAGAUUGAGAAGACAAUUGGGAAAGGAAAUUUUGCUGUUGUCAAAUUGGCACGUCAUCGUGUUACCAAAAAUGAGGUUGCCAUUAAAAUAAUAGACAAAACACAACUCGAUGCCGGCAAUCUACAGAAAGUGUAUCGUGAAGUUGAAAUAAUGAAGCGCUUGGAUCAUCCGCACAUAAUAAAAUUGUAUCAGGUGAUGGAAAGUCAAAGUAUGAUUUACAUUGUCAGUGAAUAUGCUAGUCAAGGAGAAAUUUUUGAUUAUAUUGCAAAAUAUGGUAGACUGAACGAGCGGGCUGCAAGACACAAAUUUUGGCAAAUUUUAUCUGCCGUAGAAUACUGUCACGCUCAAAACAUAGUACAUAGGGACCUAAAGGCUGAGAAUCUGCUAUUAGAUUCAAAUAUGAACAUAAAAAUUGCCGAUUUUGGAUUUUCAAAUUUUUACACACCUGGCGAAUUGUUAGCCACUUGGUGUGGGAGUCCGCCAUAUGCAGCACCUGAAGUAUUUGAAGGCAAGAAGUAUACAGGUCCAGAAAUUGACAUUUGGUCUCUGGGUGUCGUAUUAUAUGUACUAGUCUGCGGUGCACUGCCAUUUGAUGGAUCAACACUACAGUCAUUACGUGAUAGAGUUUUAUCAGGACGAUUUCGAAUUCCAUUUUUUAUGAGUUCAGAUUGUGAGUCGCUGAUAAGAAAAAUGUUGGUUCUUGAUCCGAGUCGACGUGUGACGAUAGAGCAAAUCAAGCGACAUCGUUGGAUGAUGGCUGAGGUGAUGGAAGUACCGUUAAUUAAUAAUGUGAUGACAUCGAAUGCUGCGUACGAGCCAAAUGAUCAAAUAUUAAGGAUAAUGCAGAAUUUAGGCAUUGAUGCUCAACGGACGCGAGAGAGUUUAAAGUCAAAUAGCUACGACCAUUACCAAGCCUUCUACUUACUCCUUCUCGAGCGACUUAAGAAUCGCACAAUGUCUCAGGAUAACAAUGGAAGUAAUCAAAACGGAACACCAAAGCAUCCAUCCCUUGACUCCCAACGACGUCGGCCAAGUUCAAUAGCCGAGCAGGCAAUGCGUAAGCUUGGCCUUGGAACGCACCAAAGAUCCGAACCACCAAUAUCGCCACGUCAUCAAGCCUCAAUCACAUCAAAUAAUCGUAGUUCUGAAACAAUAUCAAGCAUAAUGCAAACACCAAUACCAUCAAUGAUUUUGCGUGAUACUAGCAUUAGAGAGCAAUCAUCAUCAUCAUCAAUUAAAGAUAGUCAAACAUACUUUCGCGGCUCAUCAUACAAUAAUAACAUAAAUAAUAAUAAUAAUAAUUCGGGCUAUAAUUCAUCAUCGACAUAUUCAUCGCGAGAGCGCGAUUGUAGUUCGCCAUUUUUGAAUAGCAGUAGUGGAUCUAAUAGUAUGUCACCAUACAAUAAUAAUAGUAAUCAAUUGUCAUUAGGAUCGAGAGAGAACAAUUCAAUUAUAUUAAGGGAUAGUGGCUCAAUACAUCAGCAUUCACCACGUGUUGCGUCCAAUCGAUUCUUAUCUGGUGGACUUGAUGCGCAGCGUAUUAUUAAGCAGAGCACGGAGGAUUGUCGUAGAUUAUUGCAGCAGGCAACAGCAGUAGUAGACACAAGUCGAACACAGCAGCAACAGCAACAACAGUCGUCAAUUAUGGCACCACAAGUGCAAAUUCCAUCAGCAAUGCUCGAACAGCAGCAACCGAAUUCCCUCUAUCCCCAAGCGGGACACUUUUCUCAUCAUACAUCACCACAACCGUCGCCUGGAGGUCAAUUUAAUCAGCCAUCAUCAUAUCAUCAUCAUCAUCAUCAACAACAUCGUAUACUAACUUCGUCCAAUAGUUUCGACUCAAAGUCCCAAAUACCGAAUUUCUCAGCAUAUCACAUGUCAGCCGAGGCAGCAAAGCUGUUUGCAACACUUCAGCAGAGUCCAUUGCCGUUGCCGCAAAAUGAUAAUCCAUCGUCAAAUGGCCCAACACCCCCACCACCACCAACAGGAGCAGCAGUGAGGCCAUCACACGAUUCAACGAUUCGUUUUAUGCCACAAACAAAUGCUAAUCCGUCGCCCUCAAAUGUUUAUGCACAACAAAUUCCAUUAUCAAAUGACAUUCAAGCACAACAAUCUGUGACAGCAUCAUUGCAGCAGUCAUCGGCGGCAACAAAUCAAGCACAACGACAUUCCGAUCCAUUGGGUGGAUUAAAAAACGAGAAAAUGUUGAAUUUUGGUGAUUUGGCAAAAACGACACCGCCAUUUAAAGAUUUUUUCAAUAAUUUACACACUUAUCAGUAUUUACAACAGUUGGAGCAGGCAGCAGCAGACUCAAUGCAGCCACGACAUACGCAAAUCACACAACAAUAUAGCUCGAGUACGGACGAGGGUUGUGACACAGACGAUCAUGGAGAAAUGGAUGACACACCAACGCCAACGACAAUCUCAUCGACCAUUCAACGAUUGAAUUCUUAUGCAUCAUCAAGCUCAUCGAGUGGUGUUGUCACAAAUUUUCCAUCAAAAAGCUUGAGCCAGAAUCUAAGUUGUGACUCGUCGCGUAGCAAUUUCUCGACUUUUGAGAGUUUGGAUUUAAAUUUAUCAGACUGUAGUGACUUGGCAAGCAGUUUGCCAUCAUGCGCUGCGAGCGGUAAUGCUAAUGAGGGUGAAAAUAAGGAGGAUGCCACAUCAUAUCGACCCGUAACUUCAUCAUCAACAAUACAUCACCCGUGUGUCUACGUCUCAAUGUCAGGCAAAACGCCAUGCUCAUUUCUCCGUAAUAAUCCAAUGGGACACUUUACACAAAAGUGUCGUGCUGUGACUCGUUCACCUGUUGAUUUUCGUGAGGGACGACGCGCAAGCGAUGGUUUGGUCGCACAAGGGAUUUUAAGUCAAGUUGAUAAUCCACUUAGUUCUGUUGCAUUUAAUAGUCAACGAUUGCAUGAGGCAUGCAAGGCAAAGGGUGUCUUAGAAUUGCACUUGUUGCAACAAGAGGCAGCACAAUUAUCCUCACAAUAUCAAUCGAGUGUACCGCCAGAUGAGAUGAAUGUACGACAAAUGCAACAUAGUCAAUUUCAUAUAACGCCAAUUAAGACAGCUGGAGAUCUAAGUACAACAACGAUUGCAUUACUCAGCGGUGGUGGAAACAACUAUAAAAAUGGCGGACAAGACUGUAGUUAUUUUAAUAAGACCGUCAGUGGAAUCACAUCUGACAUUAAUACAUAUGUUGGAAUGAUGAAGAAUGACUUGGCAAAGCAUGAUAAUGGUGAUUUAAGUGGCAUUAAGCAUAUGACGAUGAAGGGAGAUUCCCAGCAGGCAACAUCAUUACAGAAGCCUCCAUUACAGCAACAACUCAUGCAACAUCGAUUGCUACAGCAGAAACGUCAAACGUUAUUACAGAAACAAGGCGCUAUGGAGACGGGAUUGAUUAGUUUGAGUCGACGACAAAUGUUACGACAACAAAGCUAUAAAAUUGCACAGACACAACAAAUCUUACCACCACUGCCAUUUCCACUAAGCGAAAGUGAAUCAGAAGAUUUGCUGGCAUUUCAGCAAAUUGUUGAGAAUCCAUCAACAUCAUCGCCAUCAUCAUCCCUUAUGAAUUCACCGAAAUUACUUAAAACAACACAUUUGUAUAGUAAUAAUGGUAAUGGAAGUAGCAAUCAGCCAUCAUCAUUAUCGCCAUCACUCUCACCGCAGCCUAAUCAAUCGAGCGAUUCGACUGGAAUAUGGAAUAAUUUAUCAAAUAAUUUACAGAGCUCAUGUCAAAUUAGCGAAGCUUCUACUGCCAACACACUCGAUUUAUAUCAUCAGCCACUUUAUCAUCAGAAUACUUCAUCAUUAUUUCCUAAUUGGAAUUCACCGCAAACACAUUCGAUCUCACCACCGCCAAUAUUGGAAGAGCAAAUGGAGUCAAUUUAAAGAAGAAUUACAUGAAUUAUGGUAGAUAAUUGAAUAAAUUAUGGAUAUAAAAAAACAUUUAUUGAUAAAAAUCAUGUCGAAUUUCUUUCUUUUGUCAUUUUUCCUCUAACCCAACAUACAUUAUGCAUAAAUUAGUUAUGAAAAUUAUUGCAUUUAAAAGAUUAUGGAGCUAUGGUUGGAUGGUACAGAACUCUUUGGAAUAUAAGAAGCUUGUUUUGGUAAUUCAAGUAUUGACAAAGGAAGUUAUGAAUGAUUGAAGCUAGUUAUUUGGUGCAGAUUCCUUAAAGAUACUCUAUGAUGUAUGAAAUAGGAUCAGAGCUCGGAGUCGACUUCAUCUAGUCUGAAGAUAAGCUCUGUUUUGAGUAAACCUAGUAACUGGUCAGUAUAUCGCUUAGUAAAGAGUUUUAGGCACCAAUAGUCAAAUUGUAUAGUUGUGUGUCAAUAUAAAAUUUGUACGGGGACUUGCUCCCUAGCUGCCCAGAUUAAACUCCCAAAACUCAACGAUUCCAAAGAAUCUAAUGCCAUCCAUCCAUAAGAUCCACCAAAAAUACAUACAUAUGGCCCAAAAAAUUACAUAGCUUUGCAUAUGUGAGCUAUUAAAUAUUAUUAUAAAUAUAUUUAUACAUAAACAAUUAAUUAAUCACGAUGCUAGUCAAAAAAUAUACAUAAAAAUAUCUUCAGUGCUUAUGCACGGAAGUUAAUUAUUAAAAUUUAAAGAAAAUAUUGUCCAAAAAAAAUAUGAAUAUGAAGAGAAUUUUUACACAUACACAUUAGCAAGACUGUUUUGUCAAUUUCUUUCGAAUCAUUCAUGAAGUAAAAAGUAAAUAACUUUAGUUGUUUAAUAAAGAAAAUGAUGAAGAUAAAUAAAA